Molecule: messenger RNA, 324 nt
Organism: Dovyalis caffra
Lineage: Eukaryota; Viridiplantae; Streptophyta; Magnoliopsida; Malpighiales; Salicaceae
Source: the annotation of a GenBank genome assembly
AUGGCAAUGACCAUUAGAGCCAUGGAUGUUGGGGAAGAAAGCAAAACGAAGCCAUUGAGGAAGAGAAGCUCUUACAGGAUUAGCCUUUCGGCUAGCUUACCGGAAGAUGUUUGUGGUGAUUUCUCAGGUGGUACUAUCUGUGCAGUUAAGCUCUCUAUGGAUCCAUUUUCAGACAUGAGAGCUUCAGUAAUAGAGAUGAUUCAGAAUGUGGGUGUUCAUGAUUGGGAUGAAAUGGAAGAGUUGGUCUACUGUUACAUUGCCCUCAACUCUCCAGACCUUCACGACAUCAUUGCAAAUGCAUUUCUUAGUUUGUGUUGCUAUUAG